Chelonia mydas (Green sea turtle) is the source of this 2223-nucleotide messenger RNA. It is a transcript of the gene NHLH2, whose product is annotated as nescient helix-loop-helix 2. The transcript has a single exon. Bases 21 to 428 code for a protein of 135 amino acids. Gene Ontology annotation, molecular function: protein dimerization activity; DNA-binding transcription factor activity, RNA polymerase II-specific; RNA polymerase II cis-regulatory region sequence-specific DNA binding. The record is from RefSeq and is a predicted model, not a curated record. NCBI's taxonomy places the organism in Eukaryota, Metazoa, Chordata, Testudines, Cheloniidae. Gene Ontology annotation, biological process: regulation of transcription by RNA polymerase II.
CAUUUCCCCACCCCACCAAAAUGAUGCUCAGCCCGGACCAAGCGGCGGAUUCCGAUCACCCCUCCUCGGCCCCCUCGGACCCGGAGUCCCUGGCGGGGACCGACGCCAAGGGGCUGCUGGGCUGCUGCGUCUCGGACCCGGAGCCGGUGGAGGAGGGCGGCGGGGAGGGCAAGGGGGGCGGCCGGGCGGCCCUGCACCCCCAGCAGCUGAGCCGCGAGGAGAAGCGGCGCCGGAGGAGGGCCACGGCCAAGUACCGCUCGGCCCACGCCACCCGCGAGCGGAUCCGGGUGGAAGCCUUCAACCUGGCCUUCGCCGAGCUGCGCAAGCUGCUGCCCACCCUGCCCCCGGACAAAAAACUCUCCAAGAUCGAGAUCCUGCGCCUGGCCAUCUGCUACAUCUCCUAUCUCAACCACGUGCUGGACGUGUAGGGGCUGGGCCGCGGCAGAGGGGGACCGCGGGAGCACGGCUGGCGGGGACGGAGGCGACGCGCGCUGCCGGGAGGUGAUACUGACAAGGGGAGACACUUGCAACAUAUUCCACCUGGGGAAGGGAGGGGCCCUCUGAGCCCUUCCUGGCGGCCCCGGGGGUGGAUCCGACUCUUUCGGGACAGCUUUGCGGGGUUCCCCAGAGUCCUUCGGGUCAGACAUUGCAGAUGCAUCUGCGUUUUCCAAGACAGCUGUAGGGCCUGAUAACCAGCCAAGAUCGUUCAUAUCAAUAGACCAACUCGCUGUCUCCUGCACGGCUAGUUUUCCUUUGGAAAUCACUCCAGACUUCGCAGGUAACAUUUCAUUGUCCUCCCUUUCUUACUGAAGGAGAGCUCAGAGCUGUGAUGGCUCUAGGGGACAAAAGCUCCGAAAUUAGAGACUUUUUUAUUUCUCCUCCCGGACAAUCGCACAGUGCCCUCCACAAAACGCAAGAGACCAGUUUGUUUUUCACACGAGAACUUCUACAAUUAGGCUCCAAUUCAGCAAAGCACUUAAGCACUUGCCAGGUCAAGGGGACUUUAAAACGGCCCUAAGUUCUGCAAGCUUAAGUGCUUUGCUGAAUGAGGACAUUAAAGACUCACAAGGUAAAAGGGAGCUAUAAAGAACAUAACAAGGGAAAGGGCAGAUGCAUUUCCAAAGUCUUCUGGGGGUAUAUAAAAAUAGACUGAAUAUUUUGCAAGGUUUUCUUUUUAAAAAUCUUUUCCCACCUAUACCACAAGGUGGAAGAGCAGUUUGGUGAUACACAUAUAGAAAGUCCAGUUUUAGAAGGAAAAUGUAAAAUCAGAUUGUUUUUCAGGUUGUCAAGUGCCCCUUUAUAUAUCCAAAAACAUCUACUUGUGACCUUAAACAUGUGACCCAUGGGUGCAGUUAAAAAUAACUAUUUUUUAUUUAUGUUAGAAGGAGUAGACUAUUUAUUUUUUUCAAGACCUAUUUAUUUUUCUGAGUGGUGACAAUUUUACUUUGGAUACUUUGUGCCAAUUGGUUUAUAUAGUCGAGUGUUUACACUUUCUCCUGUGGAAUAUUAUGUCUAACUUUUCAAGUGUUUGUUGGGAUCAAUUCAGUGGUUAUUUGUUUUUUGCUCCAGUUAUAUUGCACUUGUAUAUGACAACCUUCCCUUCCGCCCUGUUUCUAAGUAUAUUUUAUAUAUUAAGACAUUUGUUCUUGAAGGAUUUUUCUUUUUUGUGUGGGAUCAACACUAGCACUUCACUAGAGGUUGUUUUUUUUUUAAAAUACUUGUUGUUAUUCUGAACUAUAGUUAUGUCUGAAAAGUACUUUACAAACAGUUUAUAAGGGAAGUAGUUUUUUUGUCUGUGUGUGUGUGCGUGCGUGUGUGUGUGCGUGUGUAUGUAUGUGUGUGGUAUUUUUUUAGGAAAUGACUUUUUUCCUAAAAAAAAGAAAAGAAAAGAAAGAAAUAAAAAUAAAAAUAAAAAAAAAAUCCAGGACUACUUUCCUUUGUAACAACCAAAAAAAUUCUAUAACCUGAAUAUGUUUCAUGUUCUCUGCUGUGAAUCUCUCAAAACAAGGAGCGCGUUUUAGAGACAAAAAAAGAAAAAAGAAGUCUGCGAUCCAAAGAUUUUAAUCUUUUUCAGGGUUUUUUUGUGUGUCUCUGUUGCUUUAUAUAAUGCAAUAUUUUGUAGUGAAAAUAGAUAAAUCUGGUUUCUAUCUGAUGCGUUUUUCAUAUCUCUCAUGAAUGGUGCGCUGUUUUGCAUAUAAAUAAAAGUAUCAAAUAAAGCUGGUU